AUGUGCGAUGCACGAUUGAGUCAACUAUUUGAAGGCGACAAUCAGUCAUUUCUUGUCGCGGCACCCCGGCAAGGCGUUUGUGUGUGUCGUGGUCACCAGAUUUUUCACUGUGGAGACGAAUCGGUGCGCUUUAUAGCCGUGGUCUCUGAGGUCAACUAUCUUAAAAAUCGUCGACUUAAAGUGAUGUUCUAUCAUGCUAAUUGGAUUUGUUUAACCCCGUCAAAUUGUGACGGUAAAGCGGAAUCAGCACUGAGUGUAGUACCCAUCAUGCGAAGCACAGAAGCUCCAUGA
Plasmopara halstedii is the source of this 291-nucleotide messenger RNA. RefSeq lists its product as uncharacterized. The transcript is spliced from 3 exons. The record is from RefSeq and is a predicted model, not a curated record. The coding region runs from base 1 to 291 and encodes 96 amino acids. Lineage: Eukaryota; Oomycota; Peronosporomycetes; Peronosporales; Peronosporaceae.